Messenger RNA from Gastrolobium bilobum, 957 nucleotides. RefSeq names its product agamous-like MADS-box protein AGL104. Gene Ontology annotation, biological process: positive regulation of transcription by RNA polymerase II. The record is from RefSeq and is a predicted model, not a curated record. The transcript is spliced from 10 exons. Lineage: Eukaryota; Viridiplantae; Streptophyta; Magnoliopsida; Fabales; Fabaceae. The coding region runs from base 1 to 957 and encodes 318 amino acids. Gene Ontology annotation, molecular function: DNA-binding transcription factor activity, RNA polymerase II-specific; RNA polymerase II cis-regulatory region sequence-specific DNA binding; protein dimerization activity.
AUGGGGAGAGUGAAGCUUCCGAUCAAAAAGAUUGAAAACACAACAAAUAGGCAAGUCACUUUCUCAAAGAGGAGGAAUGGUUUAAUCAAGAAAGCUUAUGAACUUUCUGUUCUUUGUGAUGUUGAUGUAGCUCUCAUCAUGUUUUCCCCAUCUGGGAGAGCCAGUCUCUUCUCUGGGACCAGAAGCAUUGAAGAAAUUCUAGAACGAUAUAUUAAUCUUCCGGAGAAUGAACGUGGACGGAUACAUAAUCAAGAGCACAUUCAAAAGGUGCUUAGAAAGUUGAAAGUUGAAGCCGAUCAAAUAUGCCAAGCCCCUAGCCCGAUGACUACAGACUCCCAACUUGAGGAGAUUCAAAGAGAAAUUUUCAUUUGCAAGUCUCAAUUGGAAGAGAUGAAGAAGCGGCUAAGGAUAUUCGAAGGUGAUCCUUCUGAGAUCACUACACUGUGUGAGGCUGAAUAUCGCGAACAUGUCCUUCAGGAAACUCUAAAACAAGUGCAGCUGCGAAAAGUACAUCUUGCAAAAACUGUAGAAGUAGAUGGAUUUGUUACCAGAACCUCAAAGAACGCAGUAGACUGGUUUCCACAGAGAGAUUUACAUGUUCAGAUUCUGAACUUCGCGAAUACUUAUGACCCUGCUCCUCUCAGAGAUCGACAAUUACAUAGUUCUGUUGUUGAUAUGUUAACGCCAAAUUCGACACUUCUGCACUCUGCAAACAUGGAUCAGGAUGGUCAAAUGAGUCCAAGGCAUAGUUUAGUGACCGGCAUAAAUAACACACCACCUCCUGAGUUUGGACAAGUUAUCAACAUUAAUCCGUCCUCUUGGGAACACCUCCAUCCUUUAGGAAAUGGAUCUUUGUCGGUUGCAGAGACAAGGGACGGACAACCACUUGAACAGUAUUUUCCUCAAUUUACCCUGCCAAACAUUUUGAUGAUGAAUCAGAAUCAACGUAUUUCCUAG